Manduca sexta (tobacco hornworm) is the source of this 525-nucleotide messenger RNA. Its product is annotated as allergen Tha p 1. NCBI's taxonomy places the organism in Eukaryota, Metazoa, Arthropoda, Insecta, Lepidoptera, Sphingidae. The coding region runs from base 101 to 481 and encodes 126 amino acids. The transcript has 3 exons. The record is from RefSeq and is a predicted model, not a curated record.
AAAAGGUCAAUUGAAUUCCUUUCUAUAGUUACUAGUCAGUGGCCAAUAAGUGAACUGCAUUUUUCGAGUGCGUGCCUUUGUGUGAUUGUAUUUAGUGAAAAUGCGGUUAUUGGUCAUAAUGUCCCUCUUUGCCCUGUCGUUGGUCGCCGCACGGCCCGACGCAUCCAAAUACCCCAGCAGAUACGAUACUGUAGACCUCGACAUGAUCGUGAACAACAAGAAAGUGCUCGAGUCGUACCUCAAAUGUGUGCUUGACGAAGGUAAAUGCACACCAGAAGGCAAGGAACUUAAAGCACACAUAAAGGAGGCAUUGGAAACAUACUGUGCCAAAUGCACAGAACCACAGAAAGAAGGUACUCGCUUUGUGAUCGGCCAUCUUGUCAAGAACGAGAAGGAGUGGUGGCGAAAGUUGUCCGACAAAUACGACCCUGAACGCAAAUACGUCACCAAGUAUGAGGCCGAGCUCAAAUCUAUAUCGUAGCCGGAAUAGGUUAUCGCUUCUGUGUAAAUAAAUGUCAAGCUGUA